AUGUUGCGGUCUAACAAAUUUUAUGGUCCAAUUCAAUCUUCGACGACUGUUUGGUCACAAUUCCCUAAGUUGCGGAUCAUAGGCCUCUCUAACAAUAACUUUAAUGGUCAGUUGCACCAAAAGUACUUCCAAACAUGGAAUUCCAUGAAAUCCGUUUAUGAUGUUGAAUCUAUUGAAUCGUUCACGUCCACGAAGCCAUACACAAUGACAAUAAUACACAAAGCUUCCAGAACAGAGCACCAACAUAUCCUAAACAUAUUCACGGCUAUUGAUCUCUCUUGUAACCAUUUUGAGGGAGAAAUCCCUCUAUCACUCAAAGAUCUUCGAGGCCUUCAAGCACUCGAUCUUUCCAACAACCAUCUUACUGGAGGUGUCUUGCCAUCGUUGGGGUACCUUAAGAAUCUUGUGGCGUUGGAUCUCUCCCGAAACAAUCUAUCUGGAGAAAUUCCUCAAUGUUAA
Lactuca virosa is the source of this 459-nucleotide messenger RNA. The record is from the annotation of a GenBank genome assembly. NCBI's taxonomy places the organism in Eukaryota, Viridiplantae, Streptophyta, Magnoliopsida, Asterales, Asteraceae.